GAGUCAUAGUUAUUUGGGGGAGGGGGUGGGCACCUCUGCAUAAUGGAACUGCAGGACCUCAAGUUUUUGAUAUAUCUAGAUCAUAAGAAACGGAUCAGUGUUUUUAAAUAGUCACUGAUAGAUUCGAUGGUUCAGUCAGAAUAUAUUUAGCAGUUGCUUUGUUUUUUUUUUUAAAGAAAACGUUUUAUUUGUUAACAAUUUUAAUAUAAAAUGCACCUUACGAACGGCCAUGUAUCUUUGCGUCUUUGGUGUAUUUUAUGUUUUUGUUUCUUAAUUCCUACCCGGGAUUUUAUGAAGUUUUAAACCUUAUGCAAUAAAAUUCUUUUCAAAGCUAAAAUUUGUCAUGGACGAAGAAUGUGAGUUGCGUAAUCUCGUUGAAAAGACUUUAGAAAAAAAUGGGACACUUGCUAAACUGAGGGCCCAGCUCCGAGCUAGCGUGUUCCUGGCCUUGGAAGAGCAAGAUAUAAGUGAGGUGUUCGUGAGCAAACCUCUGCAGGAGUUUGUCAGCACAACCGAAGGCGCGCUCGUUGCGUGUCUGGUGCGAGAGUUCCUCGAAUGCUUCGGCCUGGACAUCUCGCUGUCCGUGUUCGACCCCGAGACAGGCGUGGGUAAAGAUUACGAACUCUGCGGCAGGAAAACUCUCUGUCAACAACUUGGUAUCAAUAUUUCUAAUGAGACAGGCACCAAAAAAAGGCCCCUUCUGGCCCACCUGCUGAAACUAGACAAGACCGCCAGCAGGUCUGUCGAGAUCCCCCGAAAAGAAGAGGAACUACACGUAGCUUUCCAGAAGUCUGCAUCCGUCUCAGAUGAAAACAAAAUUUCUGAGCCCACUGUUGGAGCAGUGGCGAGUGGGAAAGCAUACAAACCUAAAGACAGCUCUGCAAAAUCAUCUGAAACACUUGAGAGAUGGUCGCAUGGGGAUGAGACAUCUGAUGGUGCGGAUGCAUUGUCAGCAGCUAGGAAAAAGCUCACAGAAGAAAAUAAAGAGGAUGGAAAUUCGCAACCGCAGACCCCCGUCUCUCGCAGUUCUGCAACAUGUCUGAGCAACCUUCCUCCGCUGUUUGGCUCUGAUGACAAUCAGUCACAGCCUUCUCGUUUGUCAGCCCGCAGCUCUGAUAGCGACCUAAUCCUGAAAGCUUUGAAUGAUAACGGAUUCGAGUAUGAAGAAGAUUUCAACACAUCCGACAGUGGGCAGGACAAAACUGCCAGAAGUUUACCAGCGACGGACAGCGACAUUGAAGAGGAGCUGGAGGAGAGCGAUGAAGCCAGCAACAUAUCCACGGGCCAAGAUUUUGCUGCUGACAAGUCACUGUUAUAAGACUCAUUGAGAAGACGUACAAAACAUCGAGUGUCGAAGUAGUUUCACAACUUAGUGCCUUUUUCACGAGUGAUAUUAGAUUUUUCACAUGCUAUUAAGUUAGAUUAUGUUUUCAUGCAGCUUUGUGUGUUAUGUGUGUUUUUUUUUAAUUUGAGAAAAAUAGUUUUGGGAAGCACACAUGAUGUUACAAUUUUGUGGCAGUGGGCCAUUUACAAUUUUAAGACUGUGUUUAUGUGUGAUUGUGAGAAAUGUUAUUUAUUUGAUUGACUUAAAAUUUGAAUGUUUUAGAAAUUAAGGAACAAUGCAUAUUUGUGUCUUGUAAUACAAACAUAUUAAAAAUAUAAUAAGAGCAGUAAUAAAA
Messenger RNA from Bacillus rossius redtenbacheri, 1679 nucleotides. Its product is annotated as centrosomal protein 43-like. The transcript has 8 exons. Gene Ontology annotation, cellular component: centrosome. Gene Ontology annotation, biological process: microtubule anchoring. Lineage: Eukaryota; Metazoa; Arthropoda; Insecta; Phasmatodea; Bacillidae. The record is from RefSeq and is a predicted model, not a curated record. The coding region runs from base 344 to 1318 and encodes 324 amino acids.